AAACACUUGUCUCUACUUAUUCGCAUUGCCGCUAUUUCCCAAACCGAACGAAGCAAAAAAGAAUCCUCCAGAAACACACACAGUCUGCGAGUGAAGGGAGAAGAAUGGAGAGGUACCAGAGGGUGGAGAAGCCGAAACCAGAGCAGCCCAUUAACGAGAAUGAAAUUAGAGUCACAGCUCAGGGUCUCAUUCGCAAUUAUAUCACUUAUGCUACCUCUUUGUUCCAGGACAAGCACGAGAAGGAGAUUAUACUGAAGGCGAUGGGGCAGGCUAUUAGUAAGGCUGUGGCCAUUGCGGAGCUUAUAAAGAAGAGGAUCCCUGGAUUACAUCAAAAUAUAUCAACUAGCUCGACAACUAUAACUGAUGCCUAUGAGCCCAUUGAAGAGGGCCUAAAUCCCUUGGAAAUGAAACGCCAAGUCUCUCUAAUUGCUAUUACUUUGUCAACUACUGAGCUGAACAAGAAUUCUCCAGGGUACCAAGCUCCAAUUUUGAAGCAAGCAAAUGAUGAAAAUCAGCAAGAGCAGCAAACCAAUCCAUCUACUCUGUCAUCUGCAGAUGCUGGUGAAGAUAAUGUCCGGGAUGGAAGGCUCAGUAGUGGUAGAGGUAGAGGUAGAGGUGGAGGUAGAGGCCGAGGCAGAGGCAGAGGGCGUGGUCGAACCAGUGGUGGAUAUGGUUACUAUCAAGAAAACAUUGGAUAUCAAAAUUGGGGUCAAGGGAGGGGACGAGGCAGAGGCUGGGGAUACCGUGACGCCGGAUAUGAAAGAGGCAGAGGUGGCGGGAGGGGCAGAGGUCGGGGUUACAGCUAUGGACGUGGAAGAAUGGGUGGCAGAGGACGGGCCGGUGACAAUCAAGCAUAGUUCAAAAAGGAAUCCCCAUUUGCAGUCUAUUGCAGAUGGUAAACAUAUCUAUCAGAAAAAAUGUAUACUGGAAACCUUAAGCAGCAACUUAUUUCUUCACUUUCAGCAACAGAUUUGUCUGUUUGAUUAUAAGAUUGCAGGUUACUGUUCCAUAGUCUGUUUCUUUUUCAAGAGUCAUUUCUCUUGGUCUUGUUUUUCUGCUAAAAUCCCUUCCAUUCCAUGUUUGUAUCAGUGCAAAUUUUGUAAUAACAUAUAAAGAUAAGUUUCA
Molecule: messenger RNA, 1125 nt
Organism: Sesamum indicum (sesame)
Lineage: Eukaryota; Viridiplantae; Streptophyta; Magnoliopsida; Lamiales; Pedaliaceae
Molecular function (GO): RNA binding
Source: RefSeq, a predicted model, not a curated record